Suncus etruscus (white-toothed pygmy shrew) is the source of this 4462-nucleotide messenger RNA. It is a transcript of the gene NOL6, whose product is annotated as nucleolar protein 6. The record is from RefSeq and is a predicted model, not a curated record. The transcript has 26 exons. The coding region runs from base 148 to 3585 and encodes 1145 amino acids. NCBI's taxonomy places the organism in Eukaryota, Metazoa, Chordata, Mammalia, Eulipotyphla, Soricidae. Gene Ontology annotation, cellular component: CURI complex; small-subunit processome; UTP-C complex. Gene Ontology annotation, biological process: tRNA export from nucleus; rRNA processing.
GUGCGGGUUGCUUUCCUAAUUGAGUUUUGUUGGGGGUCUCAGUGGUGUGCGAAGGGACUUCGGCAGACUUGCCUACGUGGGGAGAACUGGUGCCCAGCGCUUGUACUUUAAACCCUAAGUUCGAGCCCCGGACUGGGACCCGGAGGGAUGGGCCCUGCGCCUGUGGGAGAGCAGCGUCGUGGAGCUUCUGGAGAGAUGGAGGUGAUGGAACCAGUUCCAGAAGGCAAAGAGAACAAAAGGCUGAAAAACACCUCUAAGAAGCGUGUUGUGACUGAAUGUCCAGGGGAGGGUCUUCUGCAGCCAGUAAAACUCAGCCGUGCAGAGCUGUACAAGGAGCCUACCAACGAAGAACUGAACCACCUUCGGGAGACUGAGAACCUGUUCCACUCCAGCUUGCUUCGUUUACAGGUGGAAGAAUUGCUAAAGGAAGUGAGGCUACCAGAGAAGAAGAAAACAAGGAUUGAUGUUUUUCUCCAAGAGAUCAAACAGCGGGUCAUGAAGGUGCCCUCGACCCCAGAAACCAAGCUGAUUGACCAGGACUGGCUCCCAGAUGGAGUCCGAGUUCCCAUCCACCAAGUGCCUUAUACUGUGAAAGGCUCUUUCCGCUUCCUGCCUCCUGCCCAGGUCACAGUUGUUGGCAGCUAUCUCCUGGGCACCUGCAUCCGGCCUGACAUCAAUGUGGAUGUGGCACUGACCAUGCCCAGGGAGAUCCUGCAGGAUAAGGAUGGGCUGAACCAGCGCUAUUUUCGCAAACGCUCCCUCUACCUGGCCCACUUGGGUCACCACCUAGCCCGGGACCCCCUCUUUGGCUGCGUCCGCUUCACCUACCCCAGUGGCUGCCACCUGAAGCCCUCGCUGUUGCUCCGGCCACAAGGGAAGGAUGAGCACCUGGUCACUGUCCGUCUUCAUCCAUGUCCGCCAAAUGACUUUUUCCGUCCCUGCCGCCUACUGCCUUCCAAGAACAAUGUGCGCUCAGCCUGGUUCCGAGGGCAGAGCCCUGGGGAAGGUGUGUCUGAGCCUCCCACCCCUCACUAUAACUCAUGGAUCCUGCAGGACAUCUCUUUGGAGGCCCACUUGCAACUGUUAUCAGCUGUGCUAGACUCUGCACAAGGCCUUCAGGAUGGGGUGGCCCUCCUGAAAGUCUGGCUGCGGCAGCGGGAGUUGGACAAGGGCCUGGGAGGCUUCAGCGGCUUCCUCAUGUCCAUGCUGGUUGCCUUCCUUGUGUCUACACGCAAGAUCCACUCCACCAUGAGUGGCUACCAGGUCCUGAGAAACGUCUUGCAGUUCCUGGGCACCACGGAUCUCACAGUUAACGGCGUUAGUAUGUGUCUCCGCUCUGAUCCCUCUUUGCCGGCCGUGGCCGAUUUCCAGCAGGCCUUCCCUGUGGUUUUCCUGGACUCCUCAGGCCAGCUCAACCUCUGUGCUGAUGUCACUGCAGCCACUUAUCACCAGGUGCAACAUGAGGCCCAGUUGUCCAUGGCACUGCUGGACAGCAAAGCUGAUGACGGAUUCCAGAUGCUGCUGAUGACACCAAAACCCAUGAUCCGAGCUUUUGAUCAUGUCCUGCAUGUCCGUCCCCUGAGUCGGCUGCAGGCAGCAUGUCACCGACUGAAGCUGUGGCCGGAAUUGCAGGACCAUGGUGGGGACUACGUGUCAGCUGUUGUGGGGCCACUCACUUCCCUCCUGGAGCAAGGCCUGGGUCCUCGGCUGCGCUUGCUGGCCCACUCUCGACCCCCUGUCUUGGAGUGGGACAUUGCUCAGGAUCCACCAAAGCACCGAGACUCUGGAACUCUCACCCUGGGCUUGCUCCUCCGGCCUGAAGGCCUCACUAGCGUCCUGGAACUGGGCCCAGAAGCUGAUCAGCCUGAGGCUGCUGACUUCCGCCAGUUCUGGGGGUCUUGCUCGGAGCUACGGCGUUUCCAGGACGGAUCUAUCCGGGAAGCUGUGGUCUGGGAAGCAGCCUCGAUGGCCCAGAAGCGGCUAAUCCCCUUUCAGGUGGUCACCCACCUCUUGGCCCUCCACGCUGACAUCCCAGAGACCUGUGUCCACUAUGUGGGGGGCUUCCUGGAUACCCUAAUCCAAGGCCCUAAAGAGACCUCCAGCACUGGGGAGGAGGCCCUAGCCGCUGUUGUACGCUGCUAUGAUGAUCUAAGUCACCUGCUGUGGGGGCUGAAAGAGCUGCCCCUGACAGUGUCUGCUGUGCAGGGUACACACCCAGUACUACGCUACACGGAGGUCUUUCCUCCAGCACCCAUGUGCCCAGCCUCCUCCUUCUACGAGCACCAGCAUGAGCACGCUGCCCUCUUACCCCGGCCCGACAAGCCCUGCCCAGCUUAUGUGGAGCCCAUGACUGUGGUCUGUCAUCUGGAGGGCAGCGGCCAAUGGCCCCAGGAUGCUGAGGCCAUCCGUCGGGUCCGUGCUGCCUUCCAGCUGCGCCUGUCAGAACUGCUGAAGCAGCAUCAUGGGCUGCAGUGCCGGCCUGCAUCGGAGUACACGGAUGUCCUCAAGGAUGGAUUUGUGUUUCGCGUCUGUGUGGCCUAUCAGAAGGAGCCCCAGAUCCUACGGGAGACACGGAGCCCCGAGGGCAUGAUCUCUCUGCGGGACACACCAGCCUCCCUGCGCCUGGAGAAGAAAACACGGCACCUGCCCCUGCUCACCAGCGCCCUGCAUGGGCUCCAGCAACAGCACCCCGCCUUCUCAGGGGUGGCAAGGCUGGCCAAGCGCUGGGUGCGUGCCCAGCUUCUGGGGGACGGGUUCACUGAUGAGAGUCUGGACCUGGUGGCUGCUGCCCUCUUUCUGCACCCUGAACCCUUCAUCCCUCCCAGCUCCCCACAGGUGGGCUUUCUACGCUUUCUUUCCCUGGUCUCCACCUUUGACUGGAAGAACAACCCGCUCAUCGUCAACCUCAAUGGCGACCUCACAGCGGAGGAGCAGGUGGAGAUCCGCAGUAGCUUCCUGGCAGCUCGUACCCAGCUCCCGGUCAUGGUCAUCAUCACCCCUCAGGACCGCAGAGGCUCUGUGUGGACACAGGACAGUCCCUCUGCCCAGAUCCUGCAGCAGCUGGUGGUCCUGGCAGCUGAGUCUUUGUCUAUACUGGAGAAGCAGCUGAUGGACCCCCACGGGCCCGGGGACAUCAGGACAGUGUUCCGGCCCCCCCUGGACAUGUACGAUGUGCUCAUCCGCCUGUCCGCCAGACACAUUCCACGGCACCGCCAGGCUGUGGACUCUCCAGCUGCCUCCUUCUGCCGCGGGCAGCUCAGCAAGCCGGGUUCUCCUUCUUUAAUGCCUGUGCUGGGCUAUGACCCUCCGCAGCUCUACCUGGCACAGCUCAGGGAAGCCUUUGGGGACCUGGCUCUAUUCUUCUAUGAUCAGCACGGCGGGACAGUGAUUGGUGUCCUCUGGAAACCCACUGGCUUCCAGUCCCAGCCCUUCAAGGCCUCCAGCACCAAGGGGCGCAUGGUGGAGUGUCGUGGUGAGGACCUGGUGCUGGUGCCCAAUGUGGAGGCCAUCUUGGAGGACUUUGCUGUCCUGGGCGAAGGGCUGGUGCAGGCUGUGGAGGCCCGGAGUGAGCGGUGGACAGUGUGACCUACCUUAGCCCCAGGAACAAGCUAAGGACAGGUCACAGGACUUGAGCUUCCCUGAAGCCAGCUGGCCUUGGGGGUGGCUGCUUCCCCACUGGUGCAGGAAUCCUCACUGGAGGGCCAAAGCCCUGACCCAUGGUCAGGACCCUGACUGCAUCCUAGGACCAUGUCAGAGCCAGUCUGAAGGAAGUCCAGGGAGGCUGAGCACUGUUACUUUUGUUAGCCCCAGGCCUGGCUGUGUUCUCCUUGGCUGUGGUCAGUUCUGGAGGGCUCCAUACCCCCUUUGUGAAACUCUGCGUCAACCGUGCAUAUGGUACCAAUGACCAGUGGGUGCUUUCUCAGAAGAGUGGGGCCAAGGGCCCCCAUGGAGAAGAACAACAUACUCUCCUGUGUGACUGCUGCUGGGGCUCUGGAUAGCAUGUGGGAAACUACAGGGAAUAGGAAAAGACCUGGGGGCUGAGGGGAGAGAGGUGGGAGACCCCUUAAGCUGCCUCAGCUCCUAUGUGUUUGAGAGCACCCUCAUUUCUGGGCAGCCAACUCUGGCAGCCACCCCCAGUGCAUUCCACGGGGGUGCAGAAGGGAAGGAGUUUCUAGUACCUUGGGGAAAGGGGAGGGGGAGGACGAGGCCUUGUCCCAGCCUAGUCCACACCCCCUUCCGGCAGCCUCUCCCUGUAGAGUCUCCCCUAAUCCUGGUGGUUUUUCCAGACUCAGCUCUAAAGUUCCCUCCUCUUAAACCCUUUCCUCGCCCCCUGCCUCAGGUGCUUUUUCCCUCUUCAGAAGAACACUGAGCACUUGCUGUCUUUUCACCUCCUUUCCUCUGCAGUCGCACACAACCAUGGGUACCUGAAACUGAAUCCAAAUGAAAUCACUUAGUUUCCUAA